AUGAGAAGAAGGCAAGGAGAAGAAGGCAAGGAGAAGAAGGCAAGGAGAAGAAGGCAAGGAGAAGAAGGCAAGGAGAAGAAGGCAAGGAGAAGAAGGCAAGGAGAAGAAGGCAAGGAGAAGAAGGCAAGGAGAAGAAGGCAAGGAGAAGAAGGCAAGGAGAAGAAGGCAAGGAGAAGAAGGCAAGGAGAAGAAGGCAAGGAGAAGAAGGCAAGGAGAAGAAGGCAAGGAGAAGAAGGCAAGGAGAAGAAGGCAAGGAGAAGAAGGCAAGGAGAAGAAGGCAAGGAGAAGAAGGCAAGGAGAAGAAGGCAAGGAGAAGAAGGCAAGGAGAAGAAGGCAAGGAGAAGAAGGCAAGGAGAAGAAGGCAAGGAGAAGAAGGCAAGGAGAAGAAGGCAAGGAGAAGAAGGCAAGGAGAAGAAGGCAAGGAGAAGAAGGCAAGGAGAAGAAGGCAAGGAGAAGAAGGCAAGGAGAAGAAGGCAAGGAGAAGAAGGCAAGGAGAAGAAGGCAAGGAGAAGAAGGCAAGGAGAAGAAGGCAAGGAGAAGAAGGCAAGGAGAAGAAGGCAAGGAGAAGAAGGCAAGGAGAAGAAGGCAAGGAGAAGAAGGCAAGGAGAAGAAGGCAAGGAGAAGAAGGCAAGGAGAAGAAGGCAAGGAGAAGAAGGCAAGGAGAAGAAGGCAAGGAGAAGAAGGCAAGGAGAAGAAGGCAAGGAGAAGAAGGCAAGGAGAAGAAGGCAAGGAGAAGAAGGCAAGGAGAAGAAGGCAAGGAGAAGAAGGCAAGGAGAAGAAGGCAAGGAGAAGAAGGCAAGGAGAAGAAGGCAAGGAGAAGAAGGCAAGGAGAAGAAGGCAAGGAGAAGAAGGCAAGGAGAAGAAGGCAAGGAGAAGAAGGCAAGGAGAAGAAGGCAAGGAGAAGAAGGCAAGGAGAAGAAGGCAAGGAGAAGAAGGCAAGGAGAAGAAGGCAAGGAGAAGAAGGCAAGGAGAAGAAGGCAAGGAGAAGAAGGCAAGGAGAAGAAGGCAAGGAGAAGAAGGCAAGGAGAAGAAGGCAAGGAGAAGAAGGCAAGGAGAAGAAGGCAAGGAGAAGAAGGCAAGGAGAAGAAGGCAAGGAGAAGAAGGCAAGGAGAAGAAGGCAAGGAGAAGAAGGCAAGGAGAAGAAGGCAAGGAGAAGAAGGCAAGGAGAAGAAGGCAAGGAGAAGAAGGCAAGGAGAAGAAGGCAAGGAGAAGAAGGCAAGGAGAAGAAGGCAAGGAGAAGAAGGCAAGGAGAAGAAGGCAAGGAGAAGAAGGCAAGGAGAAGAAGGCAAGGAGAAGAAGGCAAGGAGAAGAAGGCAAGGAGAAGAAGGCAAGGAGAAGAAGGCAAGGAGAAGAAGGCAAGGAGAAGAAGGCAAGGAGAAGAAGGCAAGGAGAAGAAGGCAAGGAGAAGAAGGCAAGGAGAAGAAGGCAAGGAGAAGAAGGCAAGGAGAAGAAGGCAAGGAGAAGAAGGCAAGGAGAAGAAGGCAAGGAGAAGAAGGCAAGGAGAAGAAGGCAAGGAGAAGAAGGCAAGGAGAAGAAGGCAAGGAGAAGAAGGCAAGGAGAAGAAGGCAAGGAGAAGAAGGCAAGGAGAAGAAGGCAAGGAGAAGAAGGCAAGGAGAAGAAGGCAAGGAGAAGAAGGCAAGGAGAAGAAGGCAAGGAGAAGAAGGCAAGGAGAAGAAGGCAAGGAGAAGAAGGCAAGGAGAAGAAGGCAAGGAGAAGAAGGCAAGGAGAAGAAGGCAAGGAGAAGAAGGCAAGGAGAAGAAGGCAAGGAGAAGAAGGCAAGGAGAAGAAGGCAAGGAGAAGAAGGCAAGGAGAAGAAGGCAAGGAGAAGAAGGCAAGGAGAAGAAGGCAAGGAGAAGAAGGCAAGGAGAAGAAGGCAAGGAGAAGAAGGCAAGGAGAAGAAGGCAAGGAGAAGAAGGCAAGGAGAAGAAGGCAAGGAGAAGAAGGCAAGGAGAAGAAGGCAAGGAGAAGAAGGCAAGGAGAAGAAGGCAAGGAGAAGAAGGCAAGGAGAAGAAGGCAAGGAGAAGAAGGCAAGGAGAAGAAGGCAAGGAGAAGAAGGCAAGGAGAAGAAGGCAAGGAGAAGAAGGCAAUGAGAAGAAGGCAAUGAGAAGAAGGCAAUGA
Messenger RNA from Schistocerca nitens (vagrant locust), 2118 nucleotides. RefSeq names its product high mobility group nucleosome-binding domain-containing protein 5-like. The transcript has a single exon. Bases 1 to 2118 code for a protein of 705 amino acids. NCBI's taxonomy places the organism in Eukaryota, Metazoa, Arthropoda, Insecta, Orthoptera, Acrididae. The record is from RefSeq and is a predicted model, not a curated record.